Messenger RNA from Caenorhabditis remanei, 1077 nucleotides. RefSeq lists its product as uncharacterized. The record is from RefSeq and is a predicted model, not a curated record. Lineage: Eukaryota; Metazoa; Nematoda; Chromadorea; Rhabditida; Rhabditidae. Gene Ontology annotation, cellular component: membrane. The coding region runs from base 1 to 1077 and encodes 358 amino acids. The transcript has 6 exons. Gene Ontology annotation, biological process: G protein-coupled receptor signaling pathway. Gene Ontology annotation, molecular function: G protein-coupled receptor activity.
AUGGAAAUCACUGUGAAAGUAAUACUCGGAUUCUGCUACGGCAUCCUAUCUGCUACCAGCCUUCUCCUCAAUAUUAUUGCACUCUUCACAGUAUUCCGCUUGGCCUUUGUGCUCCGGAAAAAUCAUGUCUAUAUAAUCGCCUUCUUCAAUAUUCUAUCAGACGUCCUUCAGAUGACAAUGUCCACGUUUUACCUAGCGCCUAGUAUAGUAGCCAGCUCCUUUUUAAUCAGCACCGUCAAAAAGAGCACAUGGACAAUGGUGUUCGGUUCUUCGUUCAUGUUUCUAUGGUACUUUGAGACAAUCACUCAAGUAAUCAUGGCUCUUAACAGAUACGUGAUCAUCUGUCAACAAAAGCACAAAAUUUUCACCUUCACCACUACUAUCCUUCUAUUCACGUUUCUGAUUCCUUUCUGUUUUAUGCUCAUGUACAAUUCUCAGUACUUGAACCCAUGUUGCGCAUUUGUAUUCGACCAAGAAUACCUUUCGUACUCCUACUACUCAUUAGAGGGGAUUCCGAAUUAUUCGGAUAAAUUUGACCUUCCUUUGAAUGCAAGCAGCUCCAUCAUUUCUGCAAUUUGUUAUAUCAUGAUCUUUUGGACUGUCCACAACUCUACUCCUACCUUCUCCUCGGUGGCUGGAGAGCACCAGAAGGCAAAAAGAAACCGAGAUAUCAGAUACGCCAUACAAUUUAGCUUACUCUUGGUGUUCUAUGUUUUUGUUUGGGUUUUAUUCCGAGUUCUCCCAAUCCUGCUGGCAAAUAGACAUGUGGAAUGGUUCAUCUUAGUUCCCACGUUUUAUACCAUUAACUGUACAUCGAAUGCUAUAAUUUAUCUUGGUUUUAACAGUGAAGUCCAAAACAACAUUUUCCCUCAAAAACUACUCUCUGUGCUUCAGUUCAUUGGUUUGGCCAAACAAGAGUCUCCCAAGUUUAACAUGUCUAUGAUGAGUGUGACAAAUCAGUCAAGAGCAAGUGUCGGACCGGUUGCACAUGUGGCGAUACGAUUUAUACCGGAAAGGAAGCAUCAGCCAUUCAGAUCGAUUGGAAUGGUCCAUGAGAAUCAGCAGAAUGUAGCAUGA